UAAUACUAAAAAAAAUAUUAUUUAAAACUUGGUUCAAAAAAAUAUUGUAUUUGUUCAGUGCAGUGCCCUCAAUAUGGAUUCCCAGCAGUUUCGCGAGUUUGGGAAAGCGGCUAUAGAUCUGCUCGCUGAUUACAUGGACAAUAUACGGGAUAAGGAUGUCCUACCAUCAGUGGAGCCGGGAUACCUGAUGAAAAUGUUGCCUGAAAAUGCACCUGAAGAGCCCGAGUCUUGGAAGGAUGUGCUUCAGGACUUCAACCAAGCUAUUAUGCCUGGGGUGACACACUGGCACUCGCCGCGCUUCCACGCGUUCUACCCGACCGGCCAGUCCUUCGAGAGUAUCGUGGGCAACAUGCUCAGCGACGGACUCGGGGUCAUCGGGUUCAGCUGGAUAUCGAGUCCGGCGUGCACGGAGCUGGAGGUGGUGAGCAUGAACUGGCUCGGGAAGCUGCUGGGGCUGCCCGAGGAGUUCCUCAACUGCUCCGACGGACCGGGCGGAGGCGUCAUCCAGGGAUCCGCCAGUGAAGCGACUCAAGUAGGGCUUCUAGUUGCUAAAGACAAGACGAUUCGAAGACUGCUAGAGGCAGACCCCACGCUGUCGGAGGGCGAGGUGGCCGCGCGCCUCGUCGCAUACACCUCCGACCAGUGCAACUCCUCGGUGGAGAAGGCCGGCUUACUCGGGAACAUGAAAAUGAGACUACUCAAAGCAGACAGCAACGGAAGGUUGCGCGGAGAAACCGUCAAACAAGCUUUCGAUGAAGAUAUCGCCCAAGGCCUGAUCCCAUGCUACAUGGUCGCCAACCUGGGUACCACUGGAACCUGCGCCUUCGACCCGUUGUAUGAAAUAGGACCAGUCUGCAAUGAAGCUAACGUGUGGCUGCAUGUCGACGCUGCGUACGCAGGAGCUGCCUUCAUUUGCCCGGAAUACAGACACCUGAUGAAAGGAGUAGAAUAUGCAGACUCCUUUGAUUUCAACCCUCAUAAAUGGUUACUUGUUAACUUCGACUGCUCCGCAAUGUGGGUGAAGAGGGGAUACGAGCUUGUCAAUGCCUUCAAUGUGCAGAGGAUUUAUUUAACAGACACCGAUACAAAUGUGAAGGUUCCUGACUACAGACACUGGCAGAUGCCGCUCGGUCGCAGGUUCCGGGCCCUCAAGUUGUGGACGGUGAUGAGGCUGUAUGGGGCUGAGGGUUUGAGGAAUCACAUCAGAAACCACAUUAGUCUCGCACUGCAUUUUGCCAACUUGGUGAGGUCUGAUGACCGCUUCCUGGUGGAGCCAGAGCCGUCCAUGGGCCUGGUCUGCUUCCGGCUGAGGGACGGAGACUCAACCACGAAGCUUCUACUCGAUAAUCUAACAGCUAAGAAGAAUCUGUUCAUGGUGGCGGCCACCUACCGCGGUCGCUACAUCAUCCGGUUUGUUGUGUGUUCACGACUGACUACGAAGGAAGAUGUUGAAUACAGUUGGAUGAAAAUAAAAGAGGAAGCCGAUCUCAUCAGCUCGAAUAAAGUAACGCUUAAGUCUCAAAUACCUGCUAUUAAUCACAUACCAGUUUUAAGCUCGUGCGAAAAAUCAAAGUAAGUUACAGUUGAAAACAAAAGUAAAAGCGAUGCUAGAAGUCGGUACCUUUUACAGCGAAAAAGUGUUUGUGUAGUUGAAUUCAUAAAUAUAAUGUAGGUAGGUUUAAUUUAUGUGUAAGUAGGUAUAAUCUGAUAUAGUUAAAGCUGUGCUGAAAGUUGGAUAAAUGAAUAAUAAGAUACCUAGAUAAUAAAUUGUGUAGUAACUAUACCUAAUGGUAAAUAUUAAUAAACUAAAUUUUU
This is a messenger RNA of Plutella xylostella (diamondback moth), 1815 nucleotides long. Its product is annotated as aromatic-L-amino-acid decarboxylase-like. Gene Ontology annotation, molecular function: pyridoxal phosphate binding; aromatic-L-amino-acid decarboxylase activity. The record is from RefSeq and is a predicted model, not a curated record. NCBI's taxonomy places the organism in Eukaryota, Metazoa, Arthropoda, Insecta, Lepidoptera, Plutellidae. Gene Ontology annotation, biological process: amino acid metabolic process; carboxylic acid metabolic process; catecholamine metabolic process. Gene Ontology annotation, cellular component: cytoplasm.